Molecule: messenger RNA, 3776 nt
Organism: Synchiropus splendidus (mandarinfish)
Lineage: Eukaryota; Metazoa; Chordata; Actinopteri; Syngnathiformes; Callionymidae
Exons: 2
Coding region: 1-3753 (1250 amino acids)
Biological process (GO): proteolysis; DNA integration
Molecular function (GO): nucleic acid binding; aspartic-type endopeptidase activity
Source: RefSeq, a predicted model, not a curated record
AUGCUCGAGGUGGACGAGGACUAUGUUCCCUCAUCUUCAGCCGAGGGACGUGUUUCCCCCUCGGCUUCAGCGCUCCAGUUCCCGCAGCCGACCAGCUUGGAGGGAUCGGUUAAACUCCCGGAGUUUUGGCAGAGCGAUCCGGCUCCGUGGUUUCAGCAUGUCGAGGCGCUUUUCCACCUGCGUGGAGUUGUGGCAGACGAGUCACGGUACUUUUUGGUCGUUGCGGCUCUGGACCGGCAGUCCACACGCCGCGUCAUGCAACUGCUGCGAGCCCCACCACGACACGGCAAGUACGUCGCGCUGAAGCAGCUUCUCCUUCGGCGCUAUAGUUUGUCUGCCGCGGAGAGAGCGGAUAAACUCUUGUCGCUACCGGGCUUGGGCGACGGUUCCGCGGUGGACCUUAUGGACGAGAUGCUGUCGCUACUCGGGUCGGAGGACGGCGGUUUCCUUUUCCCUCACCUCUUCCUGCGCCAGCUCCCGCUGACGGUGCGCUCCACUCUGGCGAACUCACCGAGCCUGGACGCCGGCGACUUCCGCGCUCUGUUUCUUUCAUCGUCGGUUUGGCGUCAAGGCUCGCCGCUGCAUCCCUCCUUGCUCGUUCAAGGCUCCGGGAAACGACAGAGCCAGCGCUCAGUAGCAGCUGUGGGCGCUGGCGAGCAUGAGGAGCUGCUGUUCGUGAAGGACUCGCUCUCGGGAAGAAGAUUCCUGGUGGACUCGGGUUCGCAGAAAAGUCUCUUACCUCCGGCUGACGCGGACUUGUCGGCGCGAGGGCGCGGGCCGUCCUUGAGUGCGGCAAACGGAUCCUCCAUUGAGACUUUUGGAACUAGGUCGGUGACAGUUAAUUUCAAUGGACACAGUUUUGUUUUCAAUUUUGUGAUCGCAUCCAUCGCGGUUCCCAUCAUCGGCGCGGACUUUCUUUGUGCCAAUAGUUUGUUGGUGGACGUGGCUAACCGUCGUUUGAUUGACGCGGUGACUUUUGCCUCAUUUCCGUGUCAGGCUGGAGGACCCGGCUCGUUGACGCAUGCCAGCUGUGUUGCAACGGGAGACGGCUAUCAGAAGUUGUUGACCGAUUUUCCAUCUCUUACAACGCCUGCUUUUUCGUCCUCUGUUGCCAAACAUGGGGUGGAGCACUUCAUUCCCACGGUGGGGCCUCCGGUUUUCGCGCGCGCUCGGCGUCUAGACACGGCUAAGUUAGCCAUAGCCAAGGAGGAGUUCGCUACGAUGGAACGCUUGGGUAUAGUGCGGCGCUCGAACAGUCCCUGGGCCUCACCCUUACACAUGGUGCCGAAAGCAGACGGCUCUUGGAGACCGUGUGGAGACUUCCGUCGGUUAAAUAAUGUGACUGCGCAUGACCGUUAUCCCAUCCCACACAUCCAAGAUUUCUCGGUGCGUUUAGCGGGCAUGAAGGUGUUCUCAAAAAUAGAUCUGGUGCGGGGUUAUCAUCAGGUUCCUGUACGUACAGAGGACGUCCCUAAAACCGCAGUCAUAACGCCAUUUGGGUUGUUCGAGUUCCUGCGCAUGCCUUUUGGCCUAAAGGGGGCAGCACAAACUUUUCAGCGGUUGAUGGACUCUGUGUUGCGCGACCUGGAAUUUGUGUUUGUGUACUUGGACGACAUUUUGGUGGCCAGUCCUUCAGUUGAGGAGCACCAGCUACACCUUAGGCAGGUUUUCCAGCGUCUCCAUGAUCACGGUCUGAUCGUGAACACAGCCAAGUGCCAGUUUGGCCUCCCAGGUAUUGACUUCUUAGGCCAUCGCAUUUCGUCGCAGGGUGCUGUGCCUUUACCGGCUAAAGUGCAAGCCGUGUCAGCUUUCCCUAGGCCGGUCUCUGUCAAGUCCCUACAGGAGUUUUUGGGCAUGGUUAAUUUUUAUAACCGUUUCCUGCCCCGCGCAGCUCACCUUAUGCAGCCGUUGUAUGAGGCUUUGAGGCUGAAAAAGGCCAACGAUCAGGUCGAAUGGACCUCCGAGAGGCAGCAGGCUUUCGACGGCGCGAAAGCUGCUCUGGCUAACGCAACACUUUUGGCUCAUCCUGCGUCACAGGUACCCAUUGCUCUCACAACUGAUGCUUCCGACAUUGCUGUGGGCGCUGUGGUAGAACAGCGCGUGGCUGGUGUGUGGCAGCCACUGGCAUUUUUCAGUCGCAGGUUACGGGACAAUGAGCGGAAAUACAGUACGUUUGACAGAGAGCUUUUAGCACUUUACCUGGCUACGCGUCAUUUCCGUUUCCUGCUGGAGGGCCGUGAGUUCACCGCAUAUGUGGACCACAAGCCGCUGACUUUCGCCAUGGGCAAGGUGACAGAGCCUUGGUCUGCUCGUCAACAGCGCCACCUGGCUGCUGUUUCCGAGUUUACCACCGAUAUACAGCACGUCGCCGGUAAAGCAAAUCCAGUUGCGGAUUGCCUGUCUCGGGUGUUGGUGUGCCCUGUGUAUCUUGGGGUCGACUUUUUUAAGAUGGCUGCUGACCAGACUGGGGACCCAGAUGUUCUCUGUCUCAAGUCAAGCGGUUCUGGUCUCAAGCUGGAGGAGGCAGUGGUGCAGGAGGGCAGUCCAGCUCUUCUGUGCGACGUCUCCACGGGUCGCCCCAGGCCGGUGGUGCCAAUAGGUUGGCGACGUCGUGUGUUUGAGUUGGUGCAUUCUCUCUCUCACCCGGGAGUCCGGGCAUCAGUUAAGCUGGUGGGGCAGAAAUUUGUGUGGCCUGGUUUACGGAAGGACGUGAAAAGUUGGGCAGCCGCGUGUGUAGCUUGUCAACGGGCAAAAGUACAGCAGCACACAAAGGCCCCUCUGGAGCCGUUUGAGAUUCCAACCAAGCGGUUUGAUCACGUCCACGUAGACUUGGUGGGGCCACUACCACCUUCUCAAGGUUUCACCCAUUUGCUCACAGUGGUGGAUCGCACCACUCGGUGGCCGGAGGCUGUUCCUCUUUCAUCUACUUCUACUGCAGAGGUGGCGCGUGCGUUCCUUUUCGCUUGGGUCGCACGUUUUGGGACUCCGUCUGACAUCACUUCAGACAGAGGUUCCCAGUUUAUUUCCGAGCUCUGGUCAGGACUAGCGAAGUCCCUGGGGACGCAACUCCAUCGCACAACUGCCUAUCACCCGCAAUCGAACGGCAUGUGUGAGCGUUUUCACCGGUCUCUGAAGGCCUCGUUGCGUGCUGCUCUCUGUGACGCAAACUGGGUUGAUCGUUUGCCGUGGGUGAUGCUGGGGUUGCGUUCGGCUCCUAAGGAGGAUCUAGAUGCCUCUCCGGCGGAGUUGGUGUUCGGUCAACCACUUCGUCUGCCAGGGGAGUUUUUGCCUGAGGGGCCGGCAGGGUUUCGUUGUCCCAUGCUAACUGAGUCUUUUGUAGCCCCCGUGCCGGUGCACCAUUGUUUUCCGCAGUCGUUCGUGCCGACAAAGCUGGCGACGGCUCGUUUUGUUUUCGUCCGUCAUGAUGCUCACAGGUCUCCACUUAAACCCCUGUAUGAUGGCCCUUUUCGGGUACUAGAGAGGGGUGACAAAUGUUUUGUGCUUGAUAUGGGAGGCCGUCGUGAGCAUAUAUCACUGGACAGACUCAAGCCUGCUCAUUUUGUGACAGGGGAAGAUGUGGUGCCAGGCCAGGUUCCGCGUCGUGGGCGUCCCCCGGCUGAGACCUCAAGGACAACAGUUUCUGGUGCAGAGCCGGCAGCCGAAGACGUUUCUCCAACAGUUGCGCUCCAGGAGAAACGGAGUAUUUUCGGCAGAUUGUUAAAACCCAACAGUCGUUAUGCCGACUUCAAGUAAAAGUUCAAGUUUUUGGUUUGCUG